Messenger RNA from Fragaria vesca subsp. vesca, 1198 nucleotides. RefSeq lists its product as uncharacterized. NCBI's taxonomy places the organism in Eukaryota, Viridiplantae, Streptophyta, Magnoliopsida, Rosales, Rosaceae. The transcript has 3 exons. The coding region runs from base 89 to 976 and encodes 295 amino acids. The record is from RefSeq and is a predicted model, not a curated record.
CACCACACCAUUUCUGCUCCUAUCUUUUCCAGACCCAAUCUCACUCAAUCGAUUCUAUCCGAUUCUAUUUAAUUAUCCAAAGCUAGACAUGGUCAGGAUCCGCAAGAACUUGAAGGUCUCGCCGCUCCAGUUCUUCCCCGACGUAGCUCCCGAGGAUCUGCAGCCCCAUAUCUGCAAGCUGAACCAGUCCCCAUGGGAUUCCAGCUCAUGCCCUUUCGACCUCGACUGCUCGUCGUCGGCGCUCCAGUUCCAAGGUGGGGAGGGUUUUAUCGGAAAUGGGAGCUUGGGGGAUUCUAUUGCAGCUGUCGAGAGCGUUGCGUCGCCGAUGGAUAUCGACAAGGCAGAGGUGGCGGCCGGCGAUGUGUCCGAUAACGUCGAGAAAGUAUUUGCCAGGUGUCAAAGGACCGACGGCAGGAGCUGGCAAUGCAAGAAGGAAGCGAAAGAAGGUUUCUUAUUUUGUGAUCACCAUCUCCGAAGAUCGUCCGCUGGUAACAACAACGUUAAUAGCAAUGGCAAUAUUCUUCCCUCCAAUUUCGUGGGUUCGAAAAAGGACACGACGGUCCAGGCCAAGACGCUAGCCGGAACCCGCCGUGGUCGGCCCAAGGCGGUGAAGAAGGGGCCGAACGCCGCGAACCCUUAUGAAUUCUACUACUAUUCGGGAUUCGGCCCCAAAUGGGGCCGAAAGAGAGGCAAGAAAGGCCAGGUGGGGGAGGAGGAGGAUGAAGAGAACGAGGAGGCUAAUAAUGUUGAGGCAGCAGCUGCAAAUGUAGCAGCUUCUGCUAGUAGUAGUAGUGUUAACACCGAUCCCCAACCUUCUUCACCUCACGACGUUGGUAAUGGGGGUCAAUUGGACUAUAUGGAAGACGACUUUGACGACGAGGAUGGGAGCGACGAAGAAGGCUGCCCGAGGAGGAUGAGGAGGCCGGUGAAGGCUCGAUCCUUGAUGUCCAUAAUCAAUGUAAAAGCUCAAGAAUAACAACAAUGUAUCAAAAGUGUGCUAAUGUUGUUGUUAGGGUUACCAAUCCGGUAAAAUUUUGUGUUGUACACAGCGUCGUGUUUUGUGGAGGGUGAGGAUAGUGCCUCCCCUACUAUUCACGACAGAGUUAGAGAGAGCUUUGAAAGCGUGUGAGUGUGAGUCGGCUAGUGAGUGUGUUAAUUGUUUUAAGUUUAAUUAAUGCAAGGGUAAUGUUGUAAUUUC